Medioppia subpectinata is the source of this 1168-nucleotide messenger RNA. Lineage: Eukaryota; Metazoa; Arthropoda; Arachnida; Sarcoptiformes; Oppiidae. The record is from the annotation of a GenBank genome assembly.
GGAGUUACAAAAUGAGAGACAAUCGAAAGAAUCGGCGAAUGAAGAGAAACGAAGACAAAAGAUCCAAACGAUGAGCGAUGAAGUCGUCGACUCUAACCCUUACAGUCGUCUAAUGGCACUGAAGAGGAUGGGAAUCGUUGACAACUAUGAGAAAAUCCGUGACUUUUCGGUGGCGAUCGUAGGGAUCGGUGGCGUCGGAUCUGUGACGGCAGAGAUGCUGACCCGAUGUGGUAUCGGAAAGCUAUUGCUGUUUGAUUACGAUAAGGUGGAGUUGGCUAAUAUGAAUCGGCUAUUCUUCCAGCCCUAUCAGUCGGGUAUGUCUAAAGUGGCCGCCGCUCACAACACCCUCUCCAACAUCAACCCAGACGUACAGUUUGAGACCUAUAACUAUAACAUUACGACAAUCGAUAACUUCAAUGAUUUCUUGGAGAGAAUCAAAACUGGAGGAAUCGGCGGCAAAAACGUUGAUUUGGUUCUUAGUUGUGUCGACAACUUUGAGGCCCGAAUGGCCAUCAAUACGGCCUGUAAUGAACUCAACCAAACGUGGUUUGAGUCGGGCGUCAGUGAGAACGCUGUUUCGGGUCACAUACAGUACGUCAGGCCCGGAGAGACCGCUUGUUUUGCUUGUGCGCCGCCGUUAGUCGUCGCCUCCAAAAUCGACGAGAAAACCCUGAAGAAGGACGGCGUGUGUGCGGCCAGUCUUCCCACAACUAUGGGUAUUGUCGCCGGAUUUUUGGUCCAAAAUACGCUCAAAUAUCUGUUACAUUUCGGAACCGUAACUCAUUAUUUGGGUUACAAUGCUUUGGAGGACUUCUUCCCGACAAUGUCUAUGAAGCCGAACCCCAACUGCGACGACAGCUUUUGUAUGAAGAGACAGAAAGAGUUCAACGCUUUACCGAAGGCAGAGGUCGUGGCGGUUGUCGAAAAGGAUAUCGUUCACGAAGAGAACGAUUGGGGUAUUAGUCUUGUCGACGAGUCGGCACCUGUUGUAGAGAAUCUACAUAUCAGUUCUGGACUGAGACUGGCCUACAGUCACGGCGACAAUCAAACAGACAGCGAAGACAUUCCGGCAGUCAGUGCUGCAAACGAACAGUCAUUAGAAGAAUUAAUGAAACAAAUGAAGCAAUUGUGAAGUGAUUCGUUAAAUUUUAAUACAUGUCAUACAUUG